AUGGCUCAUCGGUUCGCUGAGGUGGAUAAGUUGAGAGACAUGCUGCGCGUGAGCGCGGAAACCACUGAAGACCACCUGACGAACAUCAGCAGACAGGAUGUUUUGACGCGAAUUGAGAGAGUCAUUCAGACUUUGGUCACGAGUGUGUCUAAAGGCGAAGCACCUGUGCUAACUCUGAUAAAUAGAUCCAGCUGGGACAAUGUUAGGUUUCAGGAGUCUGUUGGCUUGGUACUAAAGCCAGAUGCAUCAGUGGUGACUCUUCGAUGUGACUGCCCUUCAUCAGCCACCAGAUUUUCACUGAUUCUGAAACUCUUGUCUGUAAUUUACAAACUCGUUCAGAGUGACUCGUAUGCCACCAAAAGGGAUAUAUAUUAUAAUGAUACACAGCUGUUCAGGUCACAGAAGACGGUGGAUUCCAUAGUAGACGACAUUUCGUGCAUGCUCGGGGUUCCCCGCAGAAGUCUGAACGUUCUUGCAACAUCCAAAGGCCUUAUCUCGGGUGAUCUGUGUUAUUUGGAGGAAGAUGGCACAAUGGUGGACUGCAGAUCAAGCACCACAGCUGUCCCUGUGUCUUCCAAUGUUAGUGGGAUCGGACACAUUGUCUCAUCAGCAAAAUUCAUCCUGAUAGUGGAAAAAGAUGCAACUUUCCAGAGGCUCCUGGAUGAUGACUUUUGUGCCAGACUGUUUCCAUGCAUUAUCAUUACUGGUAAAGGGAUUCCUGAUGUUAACAGCAGACUGAUGGUGAAGAAACUGUGGAAUACAUUACAAGUCCCAGUCUUCGCUCUGGUGGAUGCAGACCCGCAUGGCAUUGAAAUCAUGUGCAUCUACAAGUACGGCUCGGUGUCAAUGGCCUUUGAGGCUCGUAGCCUGACUGUCCCCAGUGUGCUGUGGUUGGGCCUCCUGCCUUCAGACAUCCAGAGGUAUAGGAUUCCAGAAAAGGCCGUUAUUCCAUUUUCUCAAGCAGAUGAGCGGAAAAUCAACAGCUUGUUGAACAGACCCUACAUUCCCUGCCAACCUGUGUGGGAGAGAGAGAUGAACACAAUGCAGAGACUGAAGCAGAAAGCUGAGAUACAGGCCCUGGCAUCUAUAGCCCCGCAUUUCCUCACGAGAGUCUACCUACCAAACAAACUGCGUCAUGGAGGCUGGAUAUGAGCUUAUGCUGCCAUCUACUGGAAUAACAUUUGUACUGCAGCUUCAGCACAACAAGUAUGCAGUAGGUUAUUGUUUUACAG
Paramisgurnus dabryanus is the source of this 1232-nucleotide messenger RNA. RefSeq names its product SPO11 initiator of meiotic double stranded breaks (gene spo11). Gene Ontology annotation, cellular component: nuclear chromosome. Gene Ontology annotation, molecular function: ATP binding; DNA topoisomerase type II (double strand cut, ATP-hydrolyzing) activity; DNA binding. The record is from RefSeq and is a predicted model, not a curated record. Lineage: Eukaryota; Metazoa; Chordata; Actinopteri; Cypriniformes; Cobitidae. Gene Ontology annotation, biological process: meiotic DNA double-strand break processing; meiotic DNA double-strand break formation; reciprocal meiotic recombination.